AUGGCUUUAGACCAUGGUAUUGCACCAGAUGGAACUCCCCAACCAUACGUAAGUGAUGAACUUGCGUUCGAAACAGAUAAUGAAGCUUUUCCAAGAAAGCCAAGGUCACAGAGAAACGAUGUUAUGGAAUCGUUCUUCACCCUUAGUGAACAGAAUAAGUUCACUCCAAGAUCCAUCCUAAUAGACCUCGAGCCUUCAGUGGUAAACAAGGCAACGUCCAAACUUCCAAUGUUCAAUCCAAGAAACGUUCACCUCAGUGAAACUGGCAGUGGUGCCGCUAAUAAUUGGCAGCAUGGUUACGUGUAUGGAAGAAAUCAUGAGGAUGAAUUAAUGAAUUUGAUAGAUAGAGAGUUGGACAAAUGUGAUAAUCCAUCGGCAUUCCAGCUUAUGCAUAGUGUGGCUGGAGGAACUGGUUCCGGUGUCGGUAGUUUGCUACUUGAGCUUUUAAACGACAGAUAUGGAAGCAAAAAGAUUGUUAGUACAUUCUCGGUUUUCCCAUCUAAUGAUAAAACUUCUGACGUCGUUGUGCAGCCUUACAACACCAUGCUCACCCUCAGGAGACUUAUAGACUUUGGUGAUGCUACUUUCGUUUUCGAUAACGACUCGUUGAAUGCGUUGGGUAAUGCAUUCAUUAGCUCUGGGUUGGAGAGAAACUUAAGCUCAUCUACAGCCUUCGAGAGCGCUAACAAGCUAAUAUCUUAUGUUGCUGCCGGUAUCACAAAUCCGCUAAGGUUCCCCAGCUACAUGUACAGCUCUUAUGAGUCGAUUAUUUCGACGGUUGUUCCAACUCCAGAGCUCAAGUUUCUCCUGUCUUCGAUUGCCCCAUACUCCAAUAUUCCUGAUGUUGUACCUGCUCAGAACUACGUCAGCUUGAAUGAAUAUGACAUCGUUCUUGAACUUCUUAACGACAAGUACAAGCUCAACAGCUAUAAGGAGCCUCUCAAAUACAUCAGCGUUCUUGACUAUGUGAUUGGUAACAAUCUUGACCAAAAGGAGAUCAGAAGAGGCGUCCUCAAAGCUCAACAACGUCUUUCGUUUGUUCCAUGGGCUCCUGGGUCUAUCAACGUUGUCAACGGUAAACAAUCGACCUUCACCAGCCAGCAAGAGAAGCGCUUGAGCGGAAUACAAAUUUCUAAUAACACCUCAAUUGUCCAUCUUUUUGGCAAGACCGUCAGGCAAUACGACUUAUUGGCUAAACGUGCCGCUUACAUCAACUUCUACACAGCAUCAAAUGAUGCUUCCGAAAGACAGGAAGUAUUGGAUGCUUUUGAGGAAUGCAAGGAAACAGUGCGUCAAACUAUUGAGGAGUACAAGACGUGUACCACAGAAAGCUAUCUUGGAGACGAUAUAAUUGAUGAGGAAAUGUCUUAA
Molecule: messenger RNA, 1371 nt
Organism: Candidozyma haemuli
Lineage: Eukaryota; Fungi; Ascomycota; Pichiomycetes; Serinales; Metschnikowiaceae
Gene: TUB4
Product: gamma-tubulin
Exons: 1
Coding region: 1-1371 (456 amino acids)
Biological process (GO): cytoplasmic microtubule organization; mitotic spindle organization; meiotic spindle organization
Cellular component (GO): nucleus; cytoplasm; spindle
Molecular function (GO): structural constituent of cytoskeleton; GTP binding
Source: RefSeq, a predicted model, not a curated record